This is a messenger RNA of Rosa rugosa (rugosa rose), 1378 nucleotides long. Its product is annotated as metacaspase-1-like. Gene Ontology annotation, biological process: proteolysis. The transcript has 5 exons. The coding region runs from base 91 to 1182 and encodes 363 amino acids. Gene Ontology annotation, molecular function: cysteine-type endopeptidase activity. Lineage: Eukaryota; Viridiplantae; Streptophyta; Magnoliopsida; Rosales; Rosaceae. The record is from RefSeq and is a predicted model, not a curated record.
AGUAUCCAUCUCUCUCUGUUCGUCUCAAAAAUCUUUAAAUUCAAACAUUCACUCCCUUCAACUUGUGCAUGCAGUUCUCCUCCAGAUUCCAUGAUGAUGAGCAAUUAUGGAGGCCGACGACUACUAGUGGUCGACUGUUGCUAUUGCCAGACCCAAAUCCCGCUACCUUCUGUGAGUCCGAUAUCCGUCCGCUGCCGCCGCUGCUAUGCCAGUACCCGCGUCGCCUCUCCGGGCUUCCCCCGCUCCCCCUAUAGUGCUGUACCCUACUAUGUCCUUAUAAACCCACCACCACACGCCGGCUUCCCCUACAGAUCACCAGGACCUCCGCCGAACGUGCACAGGCCGAAGAAGGCCGUGAUCUGCGGAAUAUCGUAUAGAUACUCGAGCCAUGAGCUCAAGGGUGCCACCAAUGACGCCAUACGCAUGAGGCAUCUCCUCAUCAGCAAAUUCAAGUUUCCAGAAGAUUCCAUUGUCAUGCUCACUGAGGAAGAAACUGACCCAUAUAAGAUUCCAUAUAAAAGCAAUAUUAAAGGGGCGUUACGUUGGCUUGUACAAGGAUGUCAACCGGGUGACUCUCUUCUGUUUUACUUCUCUGGUCAUGGUUCACAGCUGAGCGAGCAGUAUCGUGGUGAUGAACUUGAUGGAUAUGAUGAAACCCUUUGUCCCCUUGACGUCGAAACCCAGGGUAUGAUUCGUGAUGAUUGGAUAAAUGCAACAAUUGUUAGGCCCAUUCCAUAUCGGGUCAAGCUUCAUGCAAUUAUAGAUUCUUGUAAUAGUGGCACCAUGCUGGAUUUGCCAUGGGUUUGCAGAAUGGACUGGGGUGGAAACUAUACAUGGGACAAGGCAUCAGGCGUAUGGAAAGGAACAAGUGGUGGAGAAGUUAUAUGUAUCAGUGGUUGUGAUGACCAUCAAACCUCUGCGGAAACACAAUCAAUCCCAGCAACAGGUGUCAUGACUUCCUGCUUCAUCCAAGCAAUCAAGAGUGGACAGGCAGCCACAUAUGGGAGCUUACUCUAUUUUAUGCGUAAUACCAUUCGAAGUGGUGGUGGUGGUGGUGCUGUUACAUCUCUUGCCGGCAUGCUUCUAGCAGGCGGAAGUGUUGGUGGUGGUGGGCUGAGACAGGAGCCUCAAUUAACUGCCAGCGACCCAUUCGAUGUGUACACGAAACCUUUUGCCCUAUGAUCUUUUAUCUGUCUACACAGAUCAACACUUCAUCAUAUCUCUAAAUAUGUAUGUUGGGCUUUAGAUAUUUAUGUUUGCUAUCGAUAGGAUUACUCUCGUUUGUACUGCUCCCUACCUUUGGUAUGACUGUCCUCUGUUCCUAAGCUGUUUUUGUUGAAACAGGAUAUGCAUCUGAAAUCCCCAGUAUAUGAAAUUG